CUGGUAACCUAUUGAUUGAAUAUGUGCCAAUUCUGCAAUGCUCGUAAGCUGUACUGGUACAUACCUCAUUGCAUUGCCAUGUGCCAAGAAACAAGGAUCAACCGAAGCGCAAAAGUUCCAAUGGCCAGAAGACAAACAAGAACAACGCACAACUGGUUGUCUUUUCCUCUGCGGUCGCCGAUUUGUCAGCGCGUCUGCGGCUCGACACCCUGAUUGGGACCCUUGUAUUACUUUUUUAUUUUGGUUUUAGUUUCCUCCCAAUGUUUCCUCUGCGGAACCUAUUUGGUCACCGCUAUUUAAAACUGUUUUCCCAUACUGAAUGCCAUUCUCUCCAUACUCAAUGGCUAGUGCGAAUACCUAAAAAGAUCACAACACUAUGGCAACUCCUCCAAAAGACGACUUGGUCGAGUCUCGCGAAAAGGCGGUUGAAGAUGGCUCUCUGGGAGCCGGUGAUGACGCCAUGCCCACCACUGAUAGCCAGACCAUCGAACACGAGCCGAAUUCUGUGAAACAAGUGCUUCACAUUACCGUCACGAUGGCAGCCCUAAUGAUCGCUUUGCUCCUAGUCGCACUCGAUACUAACAUUCUUGCGGUUGUCAUUCCAAGGAUCACCACCGAUUUUGGCAGCCUAGAUGAUGUAGCAUGGUAUGGUUCUGCUUACUCUAUUACCAAGAUGGCUUUGCAGCCUACCUUCGGCCGCCUGUACUACACUAUGAGCCUAAAGAUUACCUUCUGCGUUUGCGUCGUUUUCUUUUUGGCUGGUUCUAUUAUCUGUGCGUUAGCGCCAAACUCGCCUGCCCUGAUAGUUGGUCGUGCAGUACAGGGGUGUGGCUGUGCCGGUAUACAUGCCGGCGUCUUGAGCAUCAUGGCCUUCCUUGUAUCGAAAGAGAAGAUGCCCAUUUUCAUUGCCAUCCUUUCCAGCGUGUAUGCGGUGUCCUCCGUACUUGGACCUGUCCUAGGCGGCGUCCUGACUGAAAGUCGAUUGACUUGGCGCUUCUGUUUCUGGAUCAACCUGCCGAUCGGGGUUGUCUCCAUUUUAGUCACUAUCUUUUGCUUCCGCGAGCCAGAACGGGAAUCAACAAAGAUGCCUCUUCGCGAGAAGCUAUCUACUCUCGAUCCCAUUGGUAGCUGCAUUUUAAUUGGAGCUAUCACUUGUCUUAUCCUGGGCCUGCAGUGGGGAGGCAUAACACUGCCUUGGUCUGACUCCAAGGUUUGGGGAUGUCUUGUGGGCUUUGCCUUGUCAAUGGCCGUGUUCAUUGUACUUCAGAUCCACCGGAAGGAACGGGCUCUGAUUCCUAUGCGCAUCCUAACGCAACGCACAAUCGCGGCCACCUGUGCCGUUGUAACCUUCCAAAUGAUGGCAGUGACUGGUCUGACAUACUACCUCCCGUUGUUUUUCCAAGCAUCCAGAGGCCUUUCGCCAACCGACGCUGGACUUUAUCUGCUUGGCUUUGCCUUGCCAAGCCCCGUUUUUUCUUUUUUCUCCGGCUUUGUGGUGACAAAGACUGGACACUAUAUUGUAUGGCUUCUUACCGGUGGAUCUAUAUUGACGGUUGGUGCUGGACUUUUGUCAACCCUUACCAUAGACAACAGUCCGUUGAGGAAGAUUAUUGGGUUCGAGUUUCUUGCCAGUGCCGGAUUUGGCCUCGCGGUUCAGCAGCCCUUGGUCGCCAUCCGAAACGUAUUAGUAGCGGAGGACAUGCCAAUGGGAAAUGCACUGUUUGUGUUUUCACAGGCAUUUGGAACGGUUGUGGGAUUAGCCAUUACUCAGGUGAUCUUUUUGAGCACUCUAAAAGCUAGACUGGGGAGCCGGCUACCGGACGAUCAGGUGGCUGCCAUCAUUGAAAUGGGAGCUGGAAGCGUGAAUCAGAAUCCGCCUGAGCUAGCUCCAUUCGUUGCAGCUUCUUAUGGAGAUUCCACACAAAAUGCUCUAUACUUGUCAGUUGCAAGCGCUGGGCUAUCAUUCGUCUGUGGUUGGCUACUUGAGUGGAAGAGUGUCAAGCGGGAACCACAGAAGAAAGACUAAAGUGAUUAACCUCCAGUGGAGAGUUAUCAUAUUUCGGAUAGCUUUCCACGGAAAGCUAUGGUUGGAAUGGUGUUCCCGGCGUGAAUAUGCCUUGGCCACUCUGCAUUGCGACCUGCAACCUCUAGUGAUCAAGACCCACUGUAUACCACUCAUCCUAGAAGAUGACACAGCCUGAGAGUGGAACGAGGUAGUUUGGAUAACUUGCAGGAAAAUCUUUUUUUUCUUUCUUUCUUUUCCUCGUAAAUUGGGAGAUAUCAAAACUAUUUUCGGACGCGUGUUGAUUGGAUGUGAAUUGCGGGUGACAGAUGCGAAAGGGAAAUAUCAUUGUAUCAUAUUUACCUCCUUUUGGGCUGGCCACAUGGACCAGUUAUAUACUAGUCUAGAGUGAUAUUGGGCCCAGAUUGUAUGGUCUGGGAAAUUUAAAAAAAAAAAAAAAAAAAAAA
Molecule: messenger RNA, 2469 nt
Organism: Truncatella angustata
Lineage: Eukaryota; Fungi; Ascomycota; Sordariomycetes; Amphisphaeriales; Sporocadaceae
Product: putative MFS toxin efflux pump
Exons: 4
Coding region: 377-2026 (549 amino acids)
Biological process (GO): transmembrane transport
Molecular function (GO): transmembrane transporter activity
Source: RefSeq, a predicted model, not a curated record